ACUGCUUUUGGUGUUUGUUUUUCUCCGUUUUCGUAGGCAGUGGCCAAUAAUAUCAGGCGACGUCGACGAUCAAUAAAUAAAACAAACUGUGCUACAUCUCAACAGGGUUGCAAUUAAAUUUCUUUCGAACAACACCGUUUUCGGUACUUAAAAGCAGGUGCGCUGACUGUCAACAUAGAAAUACAUCGCAAUUGCUCUUUCCUUUCUGUCAAGAGACUCGAAGCGAAAAAGUCCGUGACGACGUUUUCAAGCAUUUUCAUAUCCUAAAUUGAAAGUGCAUCCUCCAAGGUUAUUAAAUAAAACUUAAAGGGACAACAGCAACAAAAUGCCUAAAAAUAAGGGAAAAGGAGGUAAAAAUCGUCGUCGUGGAAAGAACGAAAAUGAAUUCGAAAAACGUGAAUUGAUUUUCAAGGAGGAUCAGCAAGAAUAUGCACAAGUCACCAAAAUGCUUGGCAAUGGACGACUUGAGGCAACAUGUUUUGACGGGGUGAAACGUUUGUGUCACAUUCGGGGGAAACUCAGAAAGAAGGUAUGGAUUAAUCAAGGCGACAUCAUUUUGGUCGGUCUACGUGAUUAUCAGGAUUCAAAAGCUGAUGUCAUCUUAAAAUACACACCGGAUGAAGCGAGAAAUUUGAAAACAUACGGCGAAUUCCCCGAAUCGGUACGCAUCAACGACACAGUUACAUUCGUUGAAGAUGGUUUUGAUGAAGACAUUGAAUUCGGUGAUGAGAUCAGUUCUGAGGAUGAUGCUGAUUCUGUAGACAAUAUAUGAUUAACAAGAAAUAAGCGCGAGUCUUCAAAUCAAAAAGAAGAUGAAUUAAGUAAAAUGGAAAUUUGAAAAGUUUCCAUUACACUUAAAAAAAA
Bactrocera oleae (olive fruit fly) is the source of this 864-nucleotide messenger RNA. Lineage: Eukaryota; Metazoa; Arthropoda; Insecta; Diptera; Tephritidae. The record is from RefSeq and is a predicted model, not a curated record.